ACAAGGCCUGGACCGCGUUACCCUGAUGAAUCGAUAGGAAUGGACAAACAACGGUCGCAAGCUUUUCAGAAGCUGAAACCGAUCUGUAUCAACCUCUCCCAACUCGCACUCUCGCCGAAACCGUCCUCGGUAGCCAUCGUCCCAACUCUCCGAUCUUUACGCGAUUCCCUCCGCUCGAUAGAGCAACCCGAUGACACCCUCAACCAUGCGAUCGGCGACUACGUCUUCUUCCCCCUCUCCCACCUCUUACGGAACCAAGCGACCCUCUCAAAUUCCUGUCUCGAGUUGUUAUUGCAAUGCAUGAACCUCCUCAUCAAAUACUGCUGGCGCACAACCACAACCCCACAACUCUUCCGACAACUCCUUAUCCUACUCACAUUCCUCGUCGGGGGUGCGCCUACUUCACCAUCCGGGAAGUCGCAGACGCAGACGCCAAAGCGUAACAUCACGGAACAUUGCAAACUCGCCGCGGUGCAGUGUCUCUCCUCCCUCUUCCUCUCUGCCGCGCUUUCGAACGUCGAUGUAGUGACCGACAUGGAUGUUCGUCCAGCUCUUGGACACGCGAUUACCACGCUUCUCGACAUCGUGCUCACCGAACAACUGCUCGAGCUUCAAGUCGAAGCCGCGAACGCUCUAAACCAGCUGUACACCGAUUUAAUAAGAGAAGGAAGCAUCGUUGCAGCGUUUCUGCCCGGCACUGUUAGUGGCGUUACGAAGACUCUCGUUCGGACGGCGCAAGCGAGGAAGAGUGAGUAUAUCGCCGCUGCAGUCGGACUCCUCUCCUCUACCAUGACCAUCGCCCUAACACCACCACCCCUUCCCCCGCAACUUGCAGAGGAUGAAGACUUUGACCUGGACGCCUACGACCUCGACAUGAACCCCAAACCCCCCGCCUCCUCCUCUGUCCUAGGCGGUGUAGAGAGAACAGAGGCAUGGUACAAAGCCACUACUGCGCAACUCAAGAUUGCAAUAGAGACGAUCCUUUACUUGCGACAUCAUACAUCCCCAAAGGUACGCUCCGCAUUCCUCUCACUUUCGAGGGAGGUGCUGGUGGGGUGUGGAGAGCGGGUAGCGGUGUUGGUGCCGGUGUUGGUUGAGACGGUUGUUGUUUGUGCUGGGGAUGAGGUGGAUGAUAUCCGUACCGCGGCCGAUGCUGUGAUUAAAGAGUUGUUGCGGGAUGAGAGGUUGAGAGGGAUGGUUAUGAGGACGUGGAAGGAAUCCCUGCAUCAUUGGAUCACCGCCUUACCGCGGAUAUUAACCGGCGCGGAUGACGUCCCCAAACGUAACCUUCUAUCAGUUAUCACCACCUCCGCCCGAAUAUUGACGGCACAGGAUGUAGGGGUUGAUCUGAGUGUGAGUAUGGAUGCUUUGGUACAGUCCCUCGGCGACCUCUCUACAUUCGUGGACGUCAAGGCCAAGAGCAGUGUGGGGGCGAACGGAUUAGUGGCGGGUAUGAAGAUGCUCGACAUCUCAACCUUAAACUCCAGCGACGACGAUGGAUUUGCGAUGUUGCCUAUGAGAGAUAUAUCCGAUCCAUCGACGACACGUGCAUUCGUGAAGUUGCUACAUACACUCGGUUCAUCACCUUCCGCACCGAGUAUCAUCGAGUAUUUCCUCGGUCUGUCGCAGGGUUCGAGACGAGGGGUUGAUGUUGCGGGGAGUACGUGGGUUGCGACGCACCUUGUUCGUGGGGCGCUACACUCUCCCACGCCGUCAGUAGAUAGGACGACCAUUGCGGCAUUGGGUGGGGAGUUGUAUGAGUAUGCGCUGAGCACGCUGUCUGAGUCAUCUUCGCCGUAUGCCGUUGCGGUGAGUGAGGGUGUCGAACCACUUGCGCUGUGUACAGCGUUAGAAGCAAUUACUUUUACGGCCGAGACGGCUGGGAGGGGGUUUAGGGGUGAGUUUGUGGAUGCGUUGUACUCGAUCGUACAAUUGGUACGGCAUGAUACGGACUCGGUAAGAUCUCAUGCUCGGACUGCGUUGCAGAGGAUAGCGUAUGUCACAGGCUACGACGGUGUCUCCGCCCUCCUCCUUGACAACGUCGACUACCUCGUCAACGCCGUCUCCCUCAAACUAAACACCUUCGACAUCGCCCCCGCAGCCCCACUCGUCCUCCUCGUCCUCAUCCGUAUGGCUGGAGCACGGAUCGUGCCGUAUUUGGAGGAUGUGGUGGAGAGUAUUUUCGUUGCGUUGGAUAAUUUCCAUGGGUAUGGGAGGUUGGUGGAGGUUUUAUUUGGGGUUUUGGAGGGGGUUGUGGAUGAGGUGAGUAGAGGGCAUGAGGGAAGGAAUGGAACGAGUGUGAAGAGGAUUCGGGCGGGUGAGGGUGGACAUGUGAGUGGGGUGUGUGACGGGAUCAAUGCUGUCGUUCGAGAGAUCCGGCAAGCGAGGGAGAGGAGGGAGCAGCCGGUUGAGGAAACGGAGAUUACUGAGCCGAAGGUUUGGACAACGAAUGAAGGAGAAGAGAACCAAGAGCCAUCGAUACCCGAUGAGCCAAAACCGCCGCCACCAACAAAAUCCUACGAAAUCGUGCACUCCAUUAUCGAAAAAGCUCAAAACUACUUAACCCACCCCUCCUCCGACCUCCGCUACCGUCUCGUCGCCCUCAUUCAACGCGCAUCCCCAGUCCUCGCUGCAAAUGAGGACAAACUUUUGCCACUGAUCAACACGGCUUGGCCACCGCUCAAGGCGAGGUUAGCGGAUAAGGAGGCGCAUGUGGUGACGAAGGCGUUGGAGGCUGUUGCCGACAUGAGUGUUUACGCGGGAGAUUUCAUGAGUGAGCGGGUCGCGAAAGAUGCCUGGCCAUCAAUACGGCGCCUACUCCGUACCGAACUGCCACAACCCACUACCAACAAGAGUCAAGCUCUGGCACGGGCGUCGAAAUCGAUGGAGAGGUAUUCGAGAUCUGGACGGGUUGCGGAAGCGCUGUUUGGUGCGUUAGCGAAGAUUUUGCGGCAUACGUUUAUGACGAGUGAGUUGUUUGAUGAGGUUUUGGAGAUGUGUUUGCCGUAUUUGAGGGGGAAGGAGGAGUGGUAUUUGAGGGAGACGACGGAGGAGUUGAGGAAUGCGUUGGAGGCGGUUAAUGCUGAUGCGGUUUGGUUGGAGUUGCGAGACUAGAUAUAUGUUAAGGCAUUAAGCGGCAACCAAACUAUUUAGAGACUAUCAGC
Messenger RNA from Saitoella complicata NRRL Y-17804, 3164 nucleotides. RefSeq lists its product as uncharacterized. Gene Ontology annotation, cellular component: cytoplasm. The transcript is spliced from 2 exons. NCBI's taxonomy places the organism in Eukaryota, Fungi, Ascomycota, Saitoellomycetes, Saitoellales, Saitoellaceae. The record is from RefSeq and is a predicted model, not a curated record. Gene Ontology annotation, biological process: chromatin remodeling. The coding region runs from base 40 to 3114 and encodes 1024 amino acids.